CUUCCCGCUUCUGCGACUACGACUAGAGAGUAGAGACCACCCGCCCCUACUCGCGUCGUGUCACUUGUGCGGUUGUGCCCCGCCCGCCAUCUGCACUGCACAGCCAUAGCCAUGCCCUCCCGCCUUCUCCAGCCACUGCCACCACCAACUCCUCCCCCUCCCCCUCCUCUCCCCGCCAAGAACCACCGCCACGUCCUGCUCGCUGUCACCACCGCGGCGGCGACAGCAGCCUUGCUCCUCCUACUCCUACUCCUCCUCCUGCUCCACCUCCGCCGACGCCGGCGCCGGCUCCCCACACUGCCAUUCUCCCCGCCACAGGCGCCUGCGCGCCCGCUGCGACGUUACUCCCGCCGCGCGCUCCGCCGCGCCACCGGGGGCUUCCACCCCUCCCGCCUCCUCGGUCGCGGCGCCGCCUCGCCCGUCUACCUCGCCACCUUCCCCGAUGCCUCUCUCGCCGCCGUCAAGACGUGCUCGUCGCCGCACGAGCUCCACGUGCUCUCCUCGCUCCCCGCUGACUCCCCGCGGCUCGUCUCGCUCCUCGGGUACUCCGGCUCCGGCACCGACCAACCCCUGCUCCUCGUCUUCGAGUACCUGCCGCAGGGAUCCCUCCAGGGAGCACUUUUCAGCGAAGGCCGCUUCCUGGACUGGACGCAGCGGCUCGCCGUCGUCCGCGACGUGGCGUGCGCGCUGGCGUUCCUCCACGCCGAGUGCCAGCCGCCGGUCGUGCACGGCGAUCUCAAGCCCAGCAACGUUCUCCUCGACGACGACUUCCGCGCUAAGGUCGCCGACUUCGGCCUCGCGCGUUUCAAGACUCCUGAUGCCAUCGCCGCCUCCGGCCCCGCCGGGGACGACUUCAUGAGCCAAGAACUCGGCGAGGCCGGCGACCUCUCCACCACUGCCUCUGCCGUCGGUUUAGUCAAAGCGGACGCCAGAGAGGACUCCUCGGGGCCGGCAAGAGCGUGGGGGAAGGAGUGGUGGUGGAAGCAGGACGGCAGCGGCGAGCUCGACUCACGGGACUACGUGGCCGAGUGGAUCGGCAGCCAAAUCUGCCCGGAAAGGAAUCCAGAUUGGGCCGACGACAACGACGGCGACACCAACGACCAUAACAAGAACUCACCCUCUGUCACGGACGACAACGCCGUGCCAGCCUCACCAGAGGAUAAGAAGAACGCGGAUAAUGCCGACUACAGCGCCAAUAAAGGCAACGCCGGCGACAAGAAGGAGGCGACCCAGAUGCGAGAGUGGUGGAAGGAAGAGUUCUUCGAGGAGAUGAGCAAGAAAGGCGGCAGCUUUGACAAGCGGCGCCGAGGCACCGCCAAGCCGUGGCUGCGGUCGAUCAGCAUGAACACCAGCAACGUCGUCCGCAAUGUCAGCGGGGACGGCAGCGUCGAGUCGAGUGCUCUCGACAUGAGCUUCCGAAGGAGCCGAAAGAGGAGCCGGCGGCGCGGCCAGUCUGCAGGCAGCGGCGACAUGCACAGCGGCGACCUGUUCAGCCGGGAUCUCAGCACGACUACGAGCAUGCGGGGCACCGUGUGCUACGUCGCGCCGGAGUGCGGCGGCGGCCCGUGCGAGCACGGCAGCGACCUGCUCGAGAAGGCCGACGUCUACAGCUUCGGCGUGCUGGUGCUGGUGAUCUUGUCCGGUCGGCGCCCGCUCCACAUCCUGUCGUCGCCGAUGAAGCUGGAGAAAGCCAACCUGGUGAGCUGGUGCCGGCAGCUCGCUCGCACUGGCAACGUGCUCGAGCUAUUGGACGAGAGGCUGGAGGGCGCCUACGACAAGGACCAGGCCACGCUCUGCGUGCAGCUCGCGCUCUUGUGCCUGCAGAGGCAGCCGGAACACCGGCCGGACAGUACGGACAUUGUCAAGAUCCUUGCCGGCGAGAUGGAGCUGCCCCCCGUGCCCGUGGAGUUCUCGCCGUCGCCACGAAUCCGGCCGUUCCCGCGGUCAUCACGACGGGCGCAGCCGGAUGCCACUGAGUGAUGGUAACUUUGCUGACUCAACAAGUGCCCUGCUUGUCUUGAAAGAGAUCUACAAAUUUGUGGUGUUGUCAUUUUCUUGUAUACAUAGGAUUUAUUCUUCUUCGACUAAUUUUUUAACAUGAAAUUCUUUCGAUUCUAACAGUUUGAUGUUGCAAGUUGUGAGUUGUGACAUAGUCUACCAAUAGUUCCAAAACAUUUUGCUGACCAUUUCAGCGCUAGUUCCAAGAUAUACUUCACAACAGUGGACUGGUGAAUUGUUGUUUUUGCACAUUGGAUGUCUUCCUCUUGAUUUAGUAAGGAAUUCGUUGCUCACA
This is a messenger RNA of Lolium perenne, 2293 nucleotides long. Its product is annotated as putative receptor-like protein kinase At1g80870. NCBI's taxonomy places the organism in Eukaryota, Viridiplantae, Streptophyta, Magnoliopsida, Poales, Poaceae. Gene Ontology annotation, molecular function: ATP binding; protein kinase activity. The record is from RefSeq and is a predicted model, not a curated record. Gene Ontology annotation, biological process: protein phosphorylation.